Messenger RNA from Penaeus chinensis, 3355 nucleotides. Its product is annotated as RNA polymerase II degradation factor 1-like. The record is from RefSeq and is a predicted model, not a curated record. Bases 246 to 1532 code for a protein of 428 amino acids. The transcript has 3 exons. NCBI's taxonomy places the organism in Eukaryota, Metazoa, Arthropoda, Malacostraca, Decapoda, Penaeidae.
CAAUGAUUACAUGCAAGUGUGCGAGUGUGUGUGUUUACAUCAGUAUACGCGCGUGCGUGUGCGCGCUUCAAAAAGCAUCCACAGUUGCGCUACUUAAGCCGAAAUUCACAACGCGCACUUAAGGCAGGGCGAAUCCCGUCGCUGAUUGGUCAAAGGCCUGCGUCCGACCGGGUCGUCCGCCAAUCACAGGCGAGACUUACCCAACCCACGGUGCGCAGCUGACACUUGUAAACAAACGCUCCGAGAUGAGGCCUUCCAGCCACACCAAGAGGCGAAAUUUCAGCGAACAGGAGAAAACUCUCUUAUUCUCUCUGAUCAGCAAGGAAAAACAUGUGCUGGAGUGCAAGGACAUUAAGGCCCACACCCUCGAGGAGAAGAGAAAGAGCUGGGAAAAGAUAACACUUACUUUUAAUGCAGAUACGAGCGUGGUUGUUAUUCCUCGCACAGUCGAAGAACUCCGCAAGUGCUGGAUGAAUCAGAGAUACAGGGAGAAGCAAAUUGCAGCGGCCGAAAGAAAGAGGCCCGAUUGUCCACAACAGUACGGGGAAAAUCCAACCUCCCCGACUACUAUGAAUGUUGAAGUAGAUCCCGUCAUACUCAAUCGUUCACCGGAACCAGUACAAAGCUCUUGGGAAGAUGACCUUAGCAUCAAGAAUGACGAUGAUGGACAGAUACAGGGACAGCAGCAAACUGUACAAACUGUGCAAACUGUACAUCAUCAACAGUCACAGCAGCAACAACAACAACAACAACAACAACAACAACAACAACAACAACAACAACAACAACAACAUCAACCACAACAACAGCAACUUCAGCAACAACAGCAGUCACAACAACUUCAACAUCAACAACAGCAAGAACAGCAACAACAACAGCAGCAUCAACAGCAACAGCAACAACAACAGCAGCAGCAGCAAUUGGAAAACCCCGGAAGAGCAGUGUUUGCAAUGAGCACACUACCACUAGGUAUACAAACAAAUGUUACACAGAGAAGUAAUUACCGGCCAAUAGCACCGGCUCCACCACCACCGCCUCCUCCUCCACCUCAGGUACAACAAGCAAAUGUCAAUAAUGCAGUGAUACCAGGAGUACAGCACAUCACAGCAACAAGGAACCUACAGUUUGAUAACGGCACAACAGCUGUGUCGACUCCUGUGUCAACAAUAUGCCCUAGCACAGCUGUUACCAGUAUUGCAAACAAUCCCAUGGACUGGCCAGAAACCACAGUAUCAAGCUCCGGGAAUUCCUGUAACUCUACAUGGCCAGCAUCUGUUCGAACGUCACAGAAAAGAAAACUAGACUUGUUACUUGACCAAGACAGACAGUUAGCAAGUAAACAACUAGUCACAGCCAAACUAGAAGAAGAAAAAGGUAGAUUACAAUUGAGAAUACUUCAUGAACAACUAAAAAAUGUACAAAGAGAAACCCAUCUUAUUGACAGAAAGAUAGCUCUAGCUGACAGAAAAAUACAAUAUUGGGACAAAGUAUUGAAAAAUGGAGGUGAUGAACAUUUUUUGUCCCAUAUGUGAGACUGGAAAAAAGAAGUCUUUAAUAAUUUUGUUGUGAAACUGUGUAUGACUGCAAAGCAAUACAUAAAAACAUUGAGGUUCUGUAAAUGGAAAAUCUUGCAUCAGUUAUGCAGAAUUUAGGAUUAAGAAGUAAAAAUGAUGUGCUUCAGAUUCUGAGGAAGAAGAGAGAUUUUGCCUAAGGAUAUGUAAAGUUGGUGAAUUUGUGCUCUUAAGUUGGCAUAUCUAGAGGUGGUACAGUUUGCUGAUUGCAAAUAACAAAGGUUUAUUUAUUUUAAAAAAAGGCAUUUUGUUUAUUAUUUAUAAAAAAGGCAUUUUGUUUAUUAUUUAUAAAAAGGGCAUUUUGUUUAUUAUUUAUAAAAAAGGCAUUUUGGUUAAUAUUAAUUUCAUCAUGGAAGCAUAUCUGAAGAAGUCAUUGAAAUCUCUGGAAAACAGUAUGAAAACAAUAUAUACUUUGUUGUAGAGAACUAAACCUUCAAUUUUGUAGGUUCCAUAGAUACCAGUGAUCUGUUGACAACUGAAAUGUGAUGUCCAGUGAUAAGACCAUGUGUCUUUAAAAUCUCCAUAUAUGAGAAAUUUAACAAUGAACCUAAAAAAAAUAUUUUGAUUUAUAUGUGAUAUUUUGAAUCUACUUGAAACAAGUUGAGGCAAUACCAUUGUUCAUGAUCAAUAAAGUGCAGUGUGUGUAAGUGUACACCAGGACUACAAAGCCUUGCAUAUUUUAAGGUACUUGAUAUCUCUUAAAGAGACAGUAUUGACUCAGGAAGAAUGAAACCACUGAGACAUUUUAAAUGAUUAGUUUGUAGGUAGUUUUUUGUAAUAAUGAUAAAUUUUGAGUAACACAUUUUAAAGUGUUAAAUGUUUAUUUACUUUUAAUACAAGAAGAGAGCUUUAAUUAAGGUUAAUUUCAAUGUGCAUAUUGAAAACAAAAUUGAUGAUUCAAAGAAGUACUGGCAGUGAAUUUACUAUCGUAUUAUGUAAUACAUUUUAAAUUUGCAAUUGCGUAUGCAUUUAAUUUGUAUAAUAACUAUAUUGAAUCUUUUAACUCUUCAUUGAUUUGGCUUUGUGUUACAUCUGAUACAGCUUUGUAUAUUUUCUUUUGCAAAUAAUGUUUGAAUGUUCCAUUAGACAAGGAAUAUAUAGAUUUUUCAUAAAGAAGUAGGAGUGGUGUUUAUAUGCAGUUAAGCUCAUGGAGAUCAAUAUUUUGAUAUAAACAUUUUGUGCAUUUAAUACACAAGAUUUAUAUUCUUAUGUAAAUGUUGUACAGAAUAAUUUAUUUAAUAGCUUUGAUAGGAGGCAAUAACAGUGUUGUGAAUGAGGAGGAAAUUCCCCAAAAUAAAAUUUUCAUAGUCAGCUAGAAAAUAAUUGCUUUUGAUUGAAGUGCUCUCUAGGUUUAAAAAGUUUAUUUAUUUAAUGUAUUUAUGUACAGUAUAUGAGUAGUCCAGUAGGGUUUGCAGAACAUUGUAGAUGUCAAAAAAUUUGCUCUUUUAAGCUUGUCAGCAGAGAUUAAGCAUACCAGUACAUCAGCCAAGUUCAAAAUUUGAGGAAGGCACAUUUAGUUCUUAUGAAAAAAAAAACAAAAAACAUACAAAAUAGUUGAGUAUCUAAGGUAUGAGACAGCCAAACCAAUGGAGGGAUAUAGGAUUUAAAGUAUUCUUUGUGUUGCAUCAUUCUGUAAUAGUAAUGAUGUCAGGCUUGUACAAGGAAAUUUCUUUUUAAAUAUGCAACAUUAUGAGUGUAUGUACUGCAAAGCUUGUAUUUUCAGUUUAUGGUAUAUACAGAUUUUCUUUUUAAGACAAAUAUUUAUUGAGAACCAGAAAGAUUGA